AUGCAGGAUCUCAAGGCAAAGAUGGAGGGUGUGAUGCAGGCCAUGAAGGGAAAAGGCAUUGCAGCCAUAGAUGGUUUGGUGCAUAAAACCAAUUUGCCAUUCAGCCCCUCGGUUAUGAAAUGCCCUUUGCCAAGCAAAUUUAGAAUGCCCACAAUUGAGAGUUUCGACGGAACUAAAGAUCCUCUCGACCACUUGGAGACUUUUCAGGCGCUUAUGCACCUACACGCGAUGCCGGAUGAGAUCAUGUGCAGGGCUUUCCCAACGACUCUUAAAGGAUCAGCACGGGUAUGGUUCAACAAACUAAAGCCAGGAACCAUUGAAACCUUUGAAGAAUUGAGUAAGGGCUUUGUGGGCCAUUUCAUUGCUGGCCAGAGGCAUAGAAGACCGGCUACCCACCUCCUUACUGUGAAGCAACAGAAGGGAGAGUCACUGCGAGAUUACAUUAGUCGUUUUAACACGGAGAUGUUACAGGUGGAGGAAGCGGAUGACAAGGUGGCCCUAGCCGCCUUCAUGGGAGGACUUCAAACCUCAAGAUUUCUCUUCUCUUUAUCAGAGGAACCUCCUACCAACAUGGCCGAGUUAUUAGUUCGAGCUAAAAGACAUAUGAAUGCUGAAGAUGCAAUGAUUACGAGAAAGGGAAAAGAAGGGGAGGAUAAGAAGUCAGACAAGAAAAGGCCGGCCCUGACGAUCAGAGAUGAAAAGGAAACCAAGUAUAAGAAACCCAUGGUCAACCAGAAUGAAAGGGCAUCUCGCUAUAAGAACACGGAGAGGUAUACAAAUUACACUCCUUUAAAUAUGCCGAUAGAUCAAGUUUUCCUACAGAUCCAGGAUGAACCAUAUCUGAAGUGCCCACCGAAGUUGAAGUCAGAUCCGGCAAGGAGACCUCGUGAUAAGUAUUGCAGGUUCCAUAAAGACCAUGGGCACGCUACAGCGGAUUGCUUCGACCUUAAGGAUCAAAUUGAGACUCUGAUCCGGAGGGGGCACAUGCGAAAAUUUAUUAUGGGGAAUGACAGAACCGACAUUAACCCACUAAGAGCAGGCCGAGAUAACCACCCUCCUGAUCAAUAA
Messenger RNA from Cornus florida, 1068 nucleotides. RefSeq lists its product as uncharacterized. The record is from RefSeq and is a predicted model, not a curated record. Lineage: Eukaryota; Viridiplantae; Streptophyta; Magnoliopsida; Cornales; Cornaceae. The coding region runs from base 1 to 1068 and encodes 355 amino acids. The transcript has a single exon.